AUGGCGGGCGCGACGCACUCGAUAUCGUCGUCCUCGCUCGACGGCGGCGUCGGCGGCGGCGUCGGGGGCGGCAGCGGCCGAACCUCGAACGCCUCGUCGCUGUCGCGCGCGGGCUCGCGGCAGGGUUCGCAGGGCUCGCGCGGGUCCUCGCGCGGGUCGCUCAGCGGCGGCGAGAUCGAGCCCGCGCGCGGGGGCGACGGCGGCGGCGCCGCGGCCGCCGCGCGCGGCGGCGUCGUCGCCGGCGGCUUCGCCGCGCGGCGGCGGCUCCCGGGGCGACCGCCGGGCGGAGGUGGACCACGAGCCGCAUCGAUCGGACCGCAACCGCCGCAGCCGCGACCGCCGCAGAUGGUGGAGCGUCGUCGACCGCGGGACGGGCUCAAGCGCAGCGGCGGUCACGAGUGCGAGACCUGCGGCCGCGUGUUCGCGUCCGCGCCCGCGCUCGCGCGGCACGUCGCGACGCACGAGGCUGGAAUGCCGUUCGUCUGCGCCGCGUGUUCGAAGCGGUUCGCCACGGCGGCGGCGCUCGCGCGGCACAGGGCGAACGUCCACGGGAAAGCCGUCGGCGACGGCGAGGAGUACUUCACGUGCCGGAGUUGCGGGAAGCGGUACUUGGACGCCGCGAACUUCGUGAAGCACAAGCUGCGGUGCGCGCGGCAGGACGAGAUGGAGGCGUCGACGCGGCGGGGCGAGGACGUCGCCGCGGGCGGCGCGGGGUCGCCGAGAGCGCCGAGGAGAGGGCGGGACGGAAGGCGGUUCGUGGACAUCAACGCCGCGGCGGAGAGGGACACACACGAUUUCGGGGACGAGGACGAGGACGAGGACGACAUGAUGGAGUACUACAGCGGCGCGAGCGACGACGACGGCGCGAGCCCGUCGAGGAAAAAGUCGUCACACCCGCUGCAGCGCCCGGCGCGACGCGUCGACGGCGGCGGCGUUUUCAGCGGCGCGUCCUCGACCGGGAGUGGUAAUAACGCGAGUGGUAAUAAACAGGGCGGCGGGUCUCCCGGGAAGACGAUCUGGAGCAGCGCGGGCUCGAGGAGCCGGAAGAGCAAGGAGGAGGAAGAGCGAAUGCGGCGGAAGCGCUUGGGGUUGCCGCCGCCGCCGAAAAUUUUGGACGAACAGACCAAGGCGAAGGCGCGGAUGAGCCGUAAAGAACACGAGCGCGCGCUCGCGGAGGAGGCGCGAAAGAAGGCGGACAUCGAGCGCAAGGAGAAGGAGAUGCACUUGCGGCUUCUUCAGCAGCGGCAGAUUUUCCAUAACCAGCUCCUGGAAGAGGAAGCGCACCGGCGAAACAUUGGGAUGGACGUGGACGCUGAGAUCAUACGGUCGGGCGUCGACGGGUCGCUGCCGAAGUACGGGCCGGAGAUGGCGCUCGAGCUCGCGAAGCGGCUCGCGCGCGAAGAGGAGAACGCCGCUAAUAACACCGCGGCGAAGGAGAAGGAGGCGAAGAAGAAGAAAGGCGAGGAGGAGAACGCCGCGGCGGAGGAGGCGGCGAAGAAGAUGGCGGCGGCGACGUUGGAGGAGGAGAAAAAACCCGAACCGGAACCGGCGGCGGCCGCGGGGGCGGCGCGGGAAGGCGAAACGGCGCGGGAAGGCGAAACGUCGACCGACGCGAAAGAAGCCGAGGGCGCGAGCGCGGCCGCCGCGAACGCGGACGACGACGGGACCACCCCCGCCUCGGACGCGACGACGGCGACGGAACCGGCGACGGAACCGGCGACGGAACCGGCGACGGAGGGGGAAAUCUCCGCCGAACCCGCCGAACCCGCGGCGGCGGCGAACAGCCCUUCAAAGGUGGACGUCGGCGGCCCGAUCGAUCCGCAGCUCGAACGGAAAGGCUUCAAAGGCGUCUCGCUCAAGCUCGCGGAGAAGCCGCCGCUCCCGGACGCCGCCGGCGGCGGCGGCCGAUUGAAGAAGGGCUUCCUCGGCGGCGUCCUCGGCGGCGAUAAAAAGUCAGCGAGCGCCUCGGAGACGCGACUUCCCGUGCUGGGCUCGGGCGCCCCGACGAAGGAACGCAAACGGUCCUUCGACCCCGCGGCGACUCGACGCGCGAACAGCGAUUCGAACCUUCUGCACGCCGCGGACUACGCCGGCGGCGACCGCGUCGCCGAGCCUCGCAAGUCGCACGUGCAGCGAAUGGUCGAAGCCGCGGAGCGAGACGCGACGGAAACGCUCUUGGGCAAGAUGCGACUCGAAGCCGAAAAGGCGGAGGCCGCGUUCGGGGGUUGGCGCGCGAGCGAGAAACCGCGCGCCGGGCGGUUCGCCGUCGGCGCGUGGGAUCGAUACGAGCGCGACCUCGAGGAAGAGCGCGAUCCGUACUUUGUGAAGUGGUGCAAAGCGAGAGGGAUACCCAAGGCGGAGGAUUACGACGGCGCCGAGCGCACGCGCGUGUUUUGCGCGCAACGCGAGGCGCUGUGGCACGCCGGCGACCACGACCCCAUACCGGAGGACACGGAGAUGACCAACGGGCUGGCGGUGAUCGACCUCGUCAAGCUGCGCGGGGAGGUUGAGAAAGUGUUAGAGAAGGGCGGGGACGUCGGGGACGUGCAGCUUCCGGGGUUUAACCGCCCGCUGAAGUCGCUGAACGGAUCGAGCACGAGUCCGACGAGCGUCGCGGGGGCGCGUCAUUCGGCGGCGGCGUCGGCGUCGAACGGCGACUGGUCGACGAAGCCGACGCCGACGCCGACGCCGGCGCCGAAACCGGCGGAGAAGACGAGAGAGCGACCGGGCGCGGCGUCUCGCGUGAAGGUGAUACGCGUCGUGAGCGACGACAGCGACGAGGACAGCGCGGGCGAGGCGGAGGAGAGGCGCGACGAGGGAGACGCGGGCCGGUCCGCGGAGGCGACGUAG
Messenger RNA from Micromonas pusilla CCMP1545, 2850 nucleotides. RefSeq lists its product as uncharacterized. Gene Ontology annotation, cellular component: chromosome. The transcript has 3 exons. Bases 1 to 2850 code for a protein of 949 amino acids. The record is from RefSeq and is a predicted model, not a curated record. NCBI's taxonomy places the organism in Eukaryota, Viridiplantae, Chlorophyta, Mamiellophyceae, Mamiellales, Mamiellaceae. Gene Ontology annotation, molecular function: chromatin insulator sequence binding. Gene Ontology annotation, biological process: regulation of transcription by RNA polymerase II.